Messenger RNA from Dreissena polymorpha, 9894 nucleotides. RefSeq names its product cation-independent mannose-6-phosphate receptor-like. NCBI's taxonomy places the organism in Eukaryota, Metazoa, Mollusca, Bivalvia, Myida, Dreissenidae. Gene Ontology annotation, cellular component: late endosome; plasma membrane; trans-Golgi network. The coding region runs from base 44 to 7291 and encodes 2415 amino acids. The transcript has 45 exons. The record is from RefSeq and is a predicted model, not a curated record. Gene Ontology annotation, biological process: lysosomal transport. Gene Ontology annotation, molecular function: D-mannose binding; signaling receptor activity; insulin-like growth factor binding.
UUAUGAUCACAAAUGGCUGCUUGUUGAGGAAGUUUAUGACAUCAUGGGUUACAAUUGUGUAAUUAAUAGUUUGGUAGUUUGUUUUCUUGUUCUGUCUUUCAGAACUCAGCACUUCAGUUGGGCAUUUGAGUGUAGUCAUUAUAACAUAUCAUUACAACCUCUGUCAGGGGAAUGGAUUUCAAAAACAGAUGGCAAAUCUGAUAUAAAUGCAACCUACAAGAUAAACUUGUGCUCUGCCUUGGACCUCAAGGGAGACACUGGAUCGGGUUGUGUGUCUGGGACGUCAGUGUGCAUGAUAUUUGAUAAUGGCACUGCUGUGUCAGCCGGAAACUUUCUGUCAGAACGUGACGAAGUCCCUGGCGACCAUAAUGCUGAUAUAGGUGAAUCCUGGCUGGUUUUCUCAGGGGACAAGUGCACUGCUGCCUACAACUAUACCACACUGAUCAACGUAAAGUGUGGGCCAACAAGAGGCUCUCCAAAGUUUUUAGAACAUACCGGUUGCAUUACUUACUUUGAAUGGGAGACGAAUGUUUUGUGCAAGCGACCACAAGAUGUACGUCUUCCCACAGAAGUGAAGUGCUAUUUGUAUGACGGACGCAAGCGGUUUGAUUUGUCUCCCUUGGCUCUUAGCAAGGGAGGCUAUCUUGUAUCGUCUCAGCUAGAUACAGACCUCUACAUCAAUGUGUGCAGGGACAUUAACCCAGUGGGUCCAACAGCUAACUGUAAAAGUACCAACACAACUAAAAAUGGCUGGGGAUCAUGUCGCAUCCAGGGAGCGGGGAAAACCUCAGGCACACAGGUCAACCUGGGGUCACCGACAGAUGACCUCAAACGUGACAAGACUGGACGCCUUGUGCUGACGUAUCAGACUGAUCCUUCUGACCCCAAACCCCCUGGCUGCACCUCUCCACCCACUACCACCUUGGUGUUCAUCUGCCCGUCAAGGGGACAGAGUAAACACCCAGUGGUUAUCGAGGAUUUUGACUGUCAGUAUGUCAUUGAAUGGCAGACCGAGUAUGCGUGUGAGGAAAGUACCCUAAAAAACUCUUCCUGUGUACUCACCAACGCUGAGGCAGACUUCCACUUUGACCUACGACCUCUCACUAAUGCUAGCAAUUACAAGGUGUCAACCAAUGUAAACAAUGAUGCCUACAACUAUUUUAUCAACGUUUGCCAUGAGACUGGCAUUCCCUGUCCAAAUCAAGACCAAAACAGUAAGGUUCCGGCUUGCCAGCUGUCUGCAAAAAACCCAGACUUCGGAAAGCGACUUGGCAGCACUGAUCACAUGGAACUACGGUAUGUGGACAACGAACUGCGGCUGACAUAUAAAGGGGGAGAUGUAUGCAGUCACAACAACAUGAAGCGACAAACUGUGAUAAACUUCAAAUGCAACAUGACUGCAGGUGCCGGUUCCCCCACGUUUGACUAUGAGGACGAGUGUGUGUACAUGUUUGACUGGGCCACCAAGUACGCCUGUCUGGACCACCCAGUGGGGGAGGAGUGCAGGGUGGACCACGGAACUCAGAAGUUCGACUUCUCAAGUCUCGUCAAAACUUCAGGCAGCAACUGGGUUGCUUUGCAUGACAGUGACAGAACUGGGACCAAGGGUGACUUCUUCAUCAACCUGUGUCGUAGUGUCAUACAGGAGGGGGACGCCUCAAGGUGUGACCCAGGGGCCGCAGUAUGCUAUAAAGAAGGAUUUUCAACAAAGAACCUGGGUCGCUAUGAGCAAGAGCCCACAUACAACACUGCCACUAACACCACACAGAUUGUUUACAUUAAUGGUGACCCAUGUGGGGAUGGGUCCAAGAGGAGACAGUCCACUAUAACCUUCAUGUGCCAGCCAGGUUCAGAGCAGAGUGCACCUGUGUUGGUGGACAUGUCAACUGACCAGUGCAUAUACCAGUUUGAAUGGCGCACAGCUGCGGCCUGCGAGCUGGGACACUACAUAGGAGACAACUGCCGGGUGCAAGGAAAUGGUUUUACCAUCGACCUCUCCGCCCUGAAAAAGACAGAUAACACUUCCUACAAGGUGGAGGACAUAGAUACAGACCAUGACUAUCUGCUGAAUGUGUGUGGCCCACUGUUUACUCCCUGCGAUGAUAAGGUCCCCAAUGCUGGAGUGUGUCAGGUGCCUGUUAAGGGUAACGGAUUAAAAUACAACCUGGGUCAAUUCACGGCUACACUUAACUACUAUGAUGGCAUGAUAAACCUAACUUAUGUUGGUGGUUCACCGUACAACGAUCCAAGCAGCACCCCUAGAAAGUCUGAGAUUGCCUUUUUGUGCGAUCGUGAUGCAGGCGUGGGUACGCCAAAGUUCGUCACAGAGGCCGCGUCUAAUCACACAUACGUGUUUGAGUGGCGGACGUCAUAUGCAUGCCCAGGAAUUCCUAUGGAGUGUGUCAUCACGGAUUCAAACAGCGGGGCUGAAUAUGAUCUGUCCAGCCUGUCAAUGUCUGGUGACCAGGACAACUGGGCUGUGGGGGAUUUUUCUACAGGAAGUGGCACAAGCACCAAGUACUACCUGAACGUAUGUGGGCCCCUGACCCCCCUACAUGUGGGAACUGGUUGCUCCUCUCUAGCCAGUGUCUGCAGGACCAAGUUUGAAAAUGGAAAGGAAUUGGUAGAUUUGCCUGACCUUGGACAUGUCAAGUCUGGCCUAACAGUGGCAGACAACGGGCACUUGAGGCUGAGAUACGAGUCAGACAACAUCUGCACGAAUGGAACAUCCAACAUUCCUUACGUGACAAUCAUGGAGUUCAUUUGCCAGGCUAAUUCACUGUCCACAGGUCCCCAGACCCCUGUACAGACGGGCCCCUGUGAGUACCUGAUCACGUGGCUGACCUCUGCAGCCUGUCCCCUUGGAAACGAUUCCUCAAACGACACCUGUAUGGCUAAGGACCCUAACAGUGACUAUGUGUUUAAUUUGAACCCCUUGAAUGCGUCUGGUCCGUUUGAAGUCAAGGCUAAUGAUAAAACAUUCUUGCUCAGUAUCUGUGGUAACGUGCCAGAAGGGAGAUGUCCCAAGGGCUCACUGUCAUCUGUUGGCCUGUGCCAGACUGUGCCCUCCGUGCAGGCACUGGCUGAGUCCAGUAGCGACCUUGACUUCAGCUCUACUGGACAGAUGCUGCUGAAAUAUGACGGACUCAGACAGGAUAAUGGUCAGCGAGUAAAUGUUGAGAUAGAGUUUGUGUGUGAUGAGUCACAGGAUAUUGGCUAUGCAGAGUAUGUGGGUAUGGAGGAGGGGCUACAGUAUCGGUUCCGCUUCCUGACAUCCUUGGCGUGUACCCCACAUGGCACCGACUGCAUUGUGCAGGAUUCCUCCGGACUCCAGUAUGACCUGAGUUCCUUGUCCAGAGACACUUUCUGGACAGCUACAGACUCAAAGGACAAGAACACCCAGUAUUACAUCAACGUUUGUCGACCAAUCAACAAUGUUCCUCAUCCACAGUGUCCAGCUGGUCCAAUCGGAGGCUGCCAGUACGCCUCUAACAGCCAGUCGUACAACAUGGGAUAUAUCCACUCCAAGCCUGUUGCCAAUAAUGGCACAGUGAGCCUGCACUACCGCAACGGAGACGUCUGCCACAAGGGGGCCCCGAACGAGUCCCACAGGAGCACCACCAUCAACUUCCUGUGUGGCCAGUCUGAGUCUGGCCCCAAGUUUGUACAAGAGACAGACACCUGUGAGUAUGUGUUCAACUGGAUUACACCGGCGGCCUGCCCUCUACAGUCAAGGACUGGUUCCAACUGCAAAGUCAUUGAGCCGAGGUAUGGCUACCAGUUUGACCUGACAAGUCUAAUUAAGAAGGACGGUGACUAUCACGUGAAGUCUGGCGACUAUGACUACAUCGUGAAUGUUUGUGGGCCACUUGUUAAUCCUGCCGUUUGUGGCACGAAUGCAAGCGGCGUUGGUGCCUGUCAGACUAAACCAUCAUCCAAUCCACUGUUUGUGCCAGUAAAUGCAGGUCUUGGGAAUGCCAACAUAACAUACCAAGGAGGGGAGCUUACUCUAACAUACACAGAGGGCAAGGACAAUUGUCAUGGGAAAUACACACGGCAGACGAUCAUACGCUUCACCUGUGAUGAAAGCCAGGAUGGGUCCCAAGGUCCAGUAUUCAUUGAAGAAGCUUUCAACUGUAAAUACAUAUUUGAGUGGAAGACGCACCGCGCAUGCCCCCCGUGGUCAGAGGGAGCCUGCGCUAUCACCGGACCAGACGGCAAGAAUUACGAUCUCGGAAGUCUCACGUUAGAUGACGAUAAUUACGAGUCCACAGAUGGGAAUAUGAGAUUCAUCAUCAAUGUCUGCAGGUCUCUCAUACUUCAGAAAGACACCUACUGCCCCUAUGAUGCAGCUGCUUGCAUGGUGGAUCUCUCCAAGAACAACACUGAUACCACCAAAUACCUAAACAUUGGUGAACCCAAUAGCAACCAGAUCGCCUACGUCAAUGGUCAUGUUGCCCUCACGUAUACUAAUGGUGUGAAGUGUGGAACGGGUACUAUGACAACCAGAAUUCUCUUUAUGUGCGAUGAAAAGGCCAAGGACACCAGUCCCAGCGAGCAUUUCAAGAUUGGAGAUUGUGAGCACCACUUUACGUGGACCACGUCUGCUGCCUGCCCCCUGAAGGAUGCCACCACACCAGCACCUGUAUCCGUGGGCAACAUCACGUGUCUAGUGACUAACCCAAGAACUGGAUAUGUUUUCGACCUGUCACGACUCAAGUCCUUAACUACGGGUUGGAGUGUAAAGGAAGACAACGAACACCUGUAUGAGUUCAACGUGUGUGCACCACUUGUGAACAGUGCCUGUGGAACAGCAGACAAAAACAUGGGGGUCUGUCAGUCUCAAAUAUCAGGUACCAAUAAGUACAAUGCAGGAAAUGUGGUCUCAAACCUCUGGUACGAUGAUGGUGUGGUGAUUCAGUCGUUCAGCGGUGGAGCUCCAUGCCACAAUAACCAGUUUAACCGCAGCACUACGGUCAGCUUCAUAUGUAAUGAUCAUCAUGGCAUUGGUCGCCCCGUGUUUCAGAGCGAGACAGACGACUGCACGUACUAUAUCGCUUGGAUGACUGACCUCGUCUGUGAGAUAGAUGCAAAAUGCACCGUUGAUGUUGGAUCAAUGACCCUGGACCUGUCACCAUUGUCUCGUGUGACUGACAAGGUGGUUUCCUCUACGUACGAUAACUCCAGCUUCUACCUCAGCGUGUGCUCACCUUUGACCCCCGUUGCCGGGUUGCUGUGCCCCUCAGGUGCCGGGGUGUGCCAGGUGAUCCCUGGGAAUAACAACAUGCAGAUAAGCCUGGGUAAGCCAGGUGCCCACCCAAUCUGGGACAGCGUUACCAAGGCGAUCGUGCUGGUGUACGUGAAUGGCUCACAGUGUGACUCAAACCGGGCCAAGAAUUUCACCUCCAAGAUUAUCUUCAAGUGUGGUACUGAUGCAAGGAGCAGCCCGAUGUUCGUCUCAAAGGACGGCUGUGAGUUCACCUUUACCUGGGACGUGCCACAGGCCUGUCUCUCUGUUGUCACCCCUGCCCCACCCACCGUGAACGUAUGUGGGUACAAUGACCCAAUUACCGGACAAAACUAUAACUUCACUCAACUGAAGAAAUCCACUCCAUAUGAGGUAAAAGAUGACUCUACUGGGUCUGUGUACCUGGUCAACAUGUGUGGCAAUGUGACAGGGCCAGACAUACCGUUGAACUGUAGUAGCUCAAUGGUGUGUCGCAAAUCGGAUGCCGUCUCCUUUGGGACUCCCUCUCAGUAUAGCGCAUUGAAAGAAGGGGAAUCCAUCAAAUUCACUUACGGCCAGGGUGGAAUAUGCCAAGAAUCAAAGAAAGCUGAGAGUCACAUUCUGUUUCAAUGUGACCCUGGGAGUCUAGGAACCCCGGAGUUCUUGACAGGGUUUGGGUGUGAUAUUGAACUCCUGUGGCGCACGCCUAUUGCCUGCGCGUGGAUUGUUAACCCUUGCAGAGCAAUCAUUGAUGGACAUUUGUAUGACCUGUCCCUGCUUUCAAAGAGCACUGGUGCAUGGAGUGUUGUGGAUUCGAAGAAAAAUACCUACGUUUUCAAUGUCUGCUCUGCCCUCAAGGGAGGUAACCUUGGUGAUGGUUGCCAGCGUGGAGCCAUUGCAUGCCGCAAGUCCUCAUCGGGAGUUUUUGAGUCCCUCGGGAGCGCGAGCGCUACGAAAGACAUGUACAUUGAUGCAACAAGUGGAAAGCUGGUGUUGGAGUACGGUGAGGGAAGCCCAGCCUGCUCAAAGGGACGCAGUGACAAUACCCCUGCACGGACACGCAUUACCUUCACCUGUGGAAACACCCUUGGCUUUCCACAGUUUGUCGAAAAUGCUGCUAAUGAGGUGUCCUGCAUUUUUGAAUUCACCUGGGAAACCAGUCUGGCCUGCAAAGUAAAGAGGUCCAGUGUUGUCAUGACAACAGCGGGUAUAGUGACAGAUCCCCGUAGUGGAAGUGUGGUAAACCUCACAGCAAUAUUGAACACAAGUUACACGGUAACAGACAACUAUGAGUUAAAUCUUGGUGGCAACACGCCCCACUGUGUAAGUGGGGUGGUCUGCUUGAAGGCUGGGGACCAGAAGUACAGGCUGCUUGGGGAUGUCUCCAAGGCAACAUUCUACAUGGAAGAUGACAGAUUGGAGGCAGUAUACACUACUGAGGAACAGUGUACAGGCGAGCACAGCAAAGAGAAUGUGACCAGCAUUAUCCAGUUUGUUUGCAGUAAUAGUGAUCAAGCACCGCAGAUACUACAUAAUUCCUCAGAUUGUCUCUUUGUGUUUUCAUGGGAAACCAAGCAAGCGUGUGUUCAACUGAAUGUAAUCAUCCCAUCAGUGAGUAGUACAACAGUGCAACCCAGCAGCGGUGGGGGUACCGGUGACAACACUGGAGGGACCAAGGAUGCCAGCACUGCGCAGAAGUCUGGGGGAGGAGGCCUCUCCUCUAGUACAGUUGUUGGGGUUGUUGCCACAUUCCUCUCUGCAAUUAUCCUCUGUAUACUUUUGGUAGUCUUCCAUAAAAAGGAACGAAGAGAUGCAUGUUUUGCUCGCAUUCAAGACUUGUAUUCAAGAAGAGGAAGACGUGAAUACUCUCAGCUGAGAUAUCAAAGGUUACCUGCUGGUGAUAUGAACGAUAUAUUUGGCGAGGAAGAUGAAGUGAUAACAGUGGAGGACGCCUCGGGGGGACCUGCUAGCACCAGUCCUCUGAGGGAGGAUGAUUCCAUCGUUAACGUAACGUCAAAACCAGCCAGUUACCAUGAUGAUAGUGACGAAGAAUUGUUGGCAUAGUGAUUAGAAUGGUGGAAUCUCAUUGGAAUUUUUAAAACUUUUUUUACAUGCUUUUUUUGGUUUCUUCUUAUGGUUUGUUAUGUUAAAAAAGGCAUGUUAAUUCUAUAUUUAUGUUUAAUUUUGUUAAAUAUUAUUUGGUGAAGUUCUUUUAUAAUUUAAAGUUUGGUGUUUUGAAUCGCACUUAUUGUCUGCUCUGUUUUUAGGCACACAAAAAAGAUUGCAGUUGGUAAAAAUUGUAAAAGUAAAUUAUCCAGAAUAUUUCUUUCAAAUUGCUCUUUUUUUCUUUUCCAUGACUCAGAAAAUUAUGUUGUACCAAUAAAAAAAUCAGUAAUCUGUGAUAUAUUGUAGACUUUUUGUGUGUAUAAGGAUUUAUGUACAUGUAUGUACAUUUUGCAAAAACAAAAACCCCGCAUUGAUAAUAUCCCAACAGUUUCCAAUGACAAGAAGUUAACUUUUCACACCGUUUGAUUGUGAUAAUUAGACUUUAAAUACAGUUAAUUAUGUCCCUGUUAUGUUCUUUGUAUCAUGUUUUGUUGUCAUGUUUAUACUGCUUUUAAUACUGUAAAUGCCAACACUGCUGGUAUCUAUGAUGUCACAUAAUUGUGUUUUUACCAGAAGUUGGUAGGAAAAUGUCAUAACUAUGUUAGGUUUUGGAAUCAAUUCAGCAUUGCUAGGGUUAUUAAUAUGUAGUUGUUGCUUCAGUAUUUUUCUGUCCUAAAAAAUCAUGUUUAAACAUUUGGGGUUGUAUGCAUUUCAAUAUUUUCAUAUAGUGAUAUAUCACAGCACAAUGUGUAAGUGCAAUUAAUAUGUAACUUUUACCUCCUUGAGGUACAAGUCUAAGGCUGUAAGAAUAUUUCUGUAGAAAAAUGUUCUACCUUCCCGUAAGGGAAUUUUAUUUGCCCUCUGUAGAGAUUGGGAUAUGGUUUUAGGUUGUUAGAAAACAAGUCUUAAAUUUUUUUAAGGAAUGGAGGUACAUUUUAUUUAUUAUACUUCAUUGUGUGUCUGAUUGGUUAAGAAUGAUUUAAUAUGAUCAUGAUAUUGUUCAUAUUCAUGAUUCAAUUCUAGUGGGCAAUGAUUUUCCAUAUUUCCACUAUAUUAUAGUAUAAAUAUCUUAUUAUAGGGUAAAAUAUAGAUGGCCAAUAUUUACAUGGCACUGACAUUUGUGCAUGAAUAUAUUAAAAGACCAUUAUGACAAAUACAUUCGUUUUGGUACUGGAAAAUGUUUUAAUCAAUUGAGAAAGUAUCUCACUAAGUAUAAUGUUUAUUCAUCAUUGAACUUGUGCAAACAUGUGCGAACAAAACAUAAUGCAAAUACAGGAAAGAUUAGAGUUACAUGCCCCUAUUGAUUCAUACCAAAGCAUGUACAUGUACAUGUAUAUAGUGUGGACAUUUACAAUUGAACUGAAUUCCUGUCACUGCUACCUUCAAAUUGUAUGUUUAUCUCUUUUGUUGCUGUUAUUGUCUUUAUUGCAUAUGUCUUUGCUUGCUUACGUUAAAAGCUUAAUGCGUAAAUGUAUAUUUAGGUGAUAAUGUCUCCUUGAAUUGUUUUUUUAGUUCACCAAACACGGAGUGCUCCAGGUGAGUUAUUGUGGUCAGUCUAUGUCCAGCACUGUUGUGUGUGUCAUGCAGUAUCAACUUAAACCUUGUUACCACUCCAGUGGCCACAUUUUGUGCCCAAUUUUGAUGAAACUUUGUCAUAAUGUUUAUCUUGACAAUACCUAGUUCAAAUGCAAAUCUGGAUAAGGUGUGUCCAAAAACUACGUCAUUAGGUCAAAUAUUUUUUUUUAAAACUUAUCACUGCUCUAGAAGCAACAUUUAUGACUUACAUCUUGUUAAAACUAGUCAGAAUGUUUAUCUUGACAGUUUUAGGCUAAUUUUGAGGCGUGGUAAAGUAUUAUCUAAAACAAGGUCACCAGUUAAAUUCUAGAAAAACCUUAUAAACACUAAUUUAUGACCAAAUUAUGAUAACACUUAGUCUGAAUGUUUGUCUUGAUCUUAUUAAGGCCAAAUUUUAAGCUGGGUCAAAUGAAGUGAAAACCGAAGCCAUCAGGUCGAAUCUGUGAUGAGUGUUGUACUUUGAAUUCAGGUGAGCACUGUACAGCAAUCAUGGUCCUCUUGCUUUUUGUGCUUUUUGUGCUAUUCUGGGUCAUUGAACUAUUUUACAUCAUCAGUGAAUAGCAACUGCUCUAUUUUGAUGACAAAGUUUCAAAAUAGUGAGUUAAAUUACUAGAUAGAUUGCAUUGUGUAACUUAUCAAACUUCUAAAUGAUCUAUCAAUGAACAGUAUAUUGAUAAAUAAUUAAACUGCAUAACUGCGAAAGAACGUUUUAUUCCUGCAAUUGAUGUAUAAUACUCAUUAUGUUGUAAGCCAUAUACAAUGGCAUACGUUAGAUAUAGGAACCACAUAAAAGACAAUAUAAUAAAGAUUAGAAGUUGUUCAAAAUAAGUGUACCAGGUAUGAAGUGUUUGCUUUGAAUGUAAGCAUGACAGGACUGUACAUGAUUGUUGGUUGUAUUUGAUUGAAUGUGCGCGGGUCUUUCACUGAUCAAUUAUGCUAAAUGCAUCACACUUAUUUAAUUGCUAAUUAAUAAAUUUUGAAAUGUU